AAGCAGCUCACAUGCUGCCAUCACAUCAGAGUGGAAUAGACCGCUGCGUGCGCACUGCUGAUUCUGCUGACACGCUCUGCCUUCUCGUCCCCUACCUGACGUUUCUGCAUGAGAAAGAGCUGCCUGUGCUUGAGGUCUCAGCAGUCUGGCGUUGUGGAUGGUUUGUCUACCUCUAAUCCAAACCAAAAGAGAUUCUGUUGGCUCAGAGCCUGUGAAUGAGAGCCUAAAGCAAGCCGAGUAAAGGUGCACACACAGAGUUGAUUAAAAUGGGGGCUGUGAUCCCGAUGCUCCUUUCUGGAAUAUGGCAGCUAUUUCUGUGGCCAUGCCGGAUGUGAAAGCCCCACAAUGUGAGUACUCCCCAGCAGGCUCUCCUGCAGGCUGCAGCAUGGACUUGUCCAUGGACCUGUCCGUCCUCAGCUCCCCACUGUCUGCUUUCCCUCAUCAUGGCGUGCCCCCCUUCCCUGCCCAGGAUGUAGCUCCGGGCCACUGCAACAACAACAAUGGCCUGCUCAGCAACCUGGGGGUCUACUGCUCCACCAGCAGUAUGCAUCCCCUUAAACAGCCUGAUGGCCAGUCUGGCUACGGGGCGAUGUGCUUUCCACAGGGCUGCGUGAACACCGGCGGCACCCGGCUUUACCGCAGCCUGGAAAACCUGCACUGGGCUGCCAUGUCCGAUCCCAAUGCGUAUCCUUACAGGAGCGUGGACAGUGAGCUUAUACUUCACUGCACUUCAAGCAGCCACUGGUACAACGGACCUCCUCAGGGACCGCAGGUUUACGGCUUAAUGCCUUCCCAUGAAGGCAUGGCAAUCUACGGCCACCAAGGAGUGGUGAGGAAGGAUAUACCGCUCUUCCCACAAUGGCUUUUACCUGCGGUUGAGGACUGGGGCAUGAACGGAAAUGCUCGGAAGGGUCUUCGAGACAAGCUGCGGCUCCAGAGCACACGUGUGACGGAGCCUCACAAGCCCUUACGUCCUCAACCUGUGCUUGGUAGUGCACCUUCUCCGCUGUAUCCGUGCGAUCAGGACGUAGCGGUUCGGCCAUCAUUGCACAGGAAUGUACAGCAAGAGUUGAGUGCCCGUCGCAUCACCAGUCCCGAGGAGAUCAAACAGGAAGCACUCCGACGACUGCAGCUCCGAAGGCAACGAAGCACCCCUAACUUGACACUGAACUCUAGACAGGAGUCUAGUACCAUGAGUAAAGCUCAUACGGCAGAUCCCAUCUGCACUAACUCUGCCCAGUCGACCCCUGAGAGGAAAAGAUCCCCGAUGGGCCGCCUGCACAUACCUACAUUUGAGGAGUUUAAGAGAAUGAGACAAAAGGAGGGCAUUAAAAACCACAGGUCCUCUGAAAUGGAGAGUAACGACAAGCAUAGAGAGGAAAGAAUACAGACAGAGGAAACGCAAAGUGCUGAAAGGACUGACAUUGACAUCAACACAGCUCAGGAUUCGAACCACAGCGGAGCGGAGACGUCUGAGCCCAGUUCCACCGCAGAGGUCCCAGGAGGACCCAUCUGCACAGGCCCAGUUGCUCGCUCUCCAUUACACCCUCAAGCUGCUACAGGAAGAGGCAAGGAGACAAAGGGCCCAGCAGGCCCUGGGGCCACAGAUGUAGCUGUUCUCCCCUUCCCGCCCCGCAGGGAGAGUGGCGAUGGCCCAUCCAGCUGCUGCCCGGCAAUCCUUCUGGACGGAACAGACCUUUCCAGCUAUGGAGCCAAAAUCUACAAAAUGAGGGAUGGCUUCCUGGGAUCCGCCCUGGACCUUAUUAAAAAAAGCUGCAGUGCAGAGAUUGCAGCCGAGUCUCCCGUCCGAUUGUCGCGUGAGCAGAAUGACGUCAGUGACAUCACUGCUCCCCAGCCCAGCCAUCAGUCUGCCCACGUUGCCAUGACAACAUUGGCCUGCGGAGAGGAGGCUUGCACCGAGCCCGUGGGACAACGGGGGAAAGCAGCGACAGAAUGCGUUUCUGGGGCGGGCUGCAGACGCUCCAGCUCAGACGCGGCCUAUGAGCUGGCUGAGUCAGUGAGGGCCCAGCGUGAGUGCCGCCUGCGGCCCCACUACAGCGACCCCAUGCCUGCAGACGCCACCAAGCGUAAGCAGCUAGAGAUGAAGAUCGCCGCCGCGGCACGUUUGCACAUUCACCGCAGAGACAGGGACAGUGUGCCAGGCACAGCCAGAGGCCGCUCGGAGCCCAGAGGUGAGGAGAGGAGCAGGGGCCUGGGUGUGAGGCGCUCAGCACAGCACCGCUGGAGUACCGUCAGCAGCCUGAGCGCAGACAGCGGUGUCGUAGGCUUGAGCGAUGAGCGUGAAGAUGAGGAAGACCCCCGCCGCCCCCGCCACAGUGCCGGAGCCGAGGUAGAACGUGUGGACAGCGGCAUCGGCCCUGGACUGGCUCGGGGCUGGAGGAGACCCUCGCCGUCCCUCAGGGCCUGGGACGCUCAGCAGCCCUGUCCCGACUGUGGACACAAAGAGGGGGCCCGCGAGGAAGGCAUGUGUGAACGCUGCUCCAAGCUACGCACAGAGCGCAAAGAGGCCAUCCUAGAGUUUCUCAACACUGAGUCGAGUUAUGGCGAGGACCUGCGUAUCAUCAAGGAAGAGUUUUACUGCCCCAUGCAGAGUGCAGGGCUGCUCACAGCAGAGCAGCUGGCCGUGGUCUUCAGCAACGUUCAAGAGCUCAUUGAUGUCAAUGACAGGUUCACAGAGCACCUGCAGGACAGCAUUGAUCAGGCUUUUGAUCAGGGCGAUGAGGACCUGCAGACUGCGUGCAUUGGAGAAAUCUUCUUGGAGUUUGUCAACAUGCUUCCAGCGUUUCAGACCUACUGCCUGCAGCAGUCCACAUCUGUGAACAUGCUCAACACACUGGAGAAAGAAAAAGAGCUUCUUAGGAUAUUCCUCGAUGUGUCCCAGAAUGACAACACAGCACUCAGGCGCAUGAACUUGCGCUCCUUCCUCAUGGCGCCGCUUCAGCGUGUGACCAAGUACCCAUUACUGCUAAGUCGCAUCAGCAAGGUCACCAACGAAUGUCAUCCAGACUACUCCCGCUUAAAAGAGGCCAAGAGCCGCGUGGAGUCCCAUCUAGAGCACAUCAACAUGAAGACCAAACAGGAGGGGACCGCCACAUGGUCCUUGCGCUCUUUCCGGCGCGACAGUCGCAAGAACCGAGAAGUCAUCAACAUUGAGAUGAGAGAGCUGUCGAUGAAGACGGUGGGCUGGACGCGAGAGAGCACGCGCUUCAUCAUGGAGGGGCCACUCCAGUUGGCGCAGCCCGCCGAUGGCCAGUGGCUUAAGAAGGGAAGCAAAUCCCUCAAAUUCCAGAACGUUCAGAGUUUACUCAUGGUACGCACCCUGCGCAAUGCAGACACGGUGACUGAAGGGAGUCUGGAGACCUCGGAGACGGUGCAGGACGGUGUACUGGUGCUCAUCAAGGACAAGAGCAGCGGGAAGUUCAGUGUGUUACGGGAGCCAAUCCAUCUGGCGAACUGCGUGGUGUCCGCCGACGCCGACUGUGAAGACACCUUCGAGGUGCUGGACAUCCGACGCGAGGCCUUCGUUUUCCGUGCCUGCGACAAACCUCGCACUCAGCAGUGGUUUCGUCAGAUCAAGAGAUACGCUUGUGAUUUGGGAUCCUGGAGAAAGAGACGCAACGCUCUCCCAAAUAUCAUGAUUAACACAACCCAGAGCCGGUCCUGAGACUGAGCCCUUAGCAACACAUCCCUCAUCCCUUCCCAGUAUAACUCUGAUGUAAAUAAUAAUAAAUAAAAAAAAUCUAUAUUUUGUUGAGCGAACAGUAUUUGUGUGGGGAAACCGUAUCUAAGUAGAUGUUUCAUUACCACUGGACUAUUACAUUGCAAGGUUUUACUGUGAUUUGACUGAAUAUUAAUAUAGACUGCAAGAGGGCACUUUGUAUGAGUGGAAAGCAAGUAAAUGACAUUUGGGAAGAGGAAAAAUCCACUGUCAAGCAAAAAGUAAUGCCCCUUUGGCAUACCAAAAUGAGGGCCUUGUUAGGCACCUCACUGCUGCACUUGUAAAACACUGAUUGUACGACCAGUUUUCUACUGAGAAGAAAUGUUCUGUUGUGAAGAGGUAUUUGUGAUAAGCAUGAGGGAACAUGCUUGUUAUUAGAUGGACUUU
Molecule: messenger RNA, 4126 nt
Organism: Sinocyclocheilus rhinocerous
Lineage: Eukaryota; Metazoa; Chordata; Actinopteri; Cypriniformes; Cyprinidae
Exons: 8
Coding region: 302-3685 (1127 amino acids)
Biological process (GO): positive regulation of Rho protein signal transduction
Molecular function (GO): guanyl-nucleotide exchange factor activity
Source: RefSeq, a predicted model, not a curated record